Molecule: messenger RNA, 444 nt
Organism: Paraphaeosphaeria sporulosa
Lineage: Eukaryota; Fungi; Ascomycota; Dothideomycetes; Pleosporales; Didymosphaeriaceae
Exons: 1
Coding region: 1-444 (147 amino acids)
Biological process (GO): regulation of transcription by RNA polymerase II
Cellular component (GO): mediator complex
Molecular function (GO): transcription coregulator activity
Source: RefSeq, a predicted model, not a curated record
AUGUCCGGCGCUGCGACACCCCACGCACCGGCUUCGGCAAGGGCGUCGGUUGCACCUACCCCAGCACAGGCGCCGCCGCCGCCCGUGUCUGCCCUCCCGCCGCCGUCAACGUUCGACAUUCUCCCGGACCUGCAUCGCGUCCUCAGUCGACUCAUCAACACGUCCGUCCAGCCUCCCGGAGCUGCCCCGACCCCGGGCCAGCCGUCCACCGAUGGUCCUCUCGACAUCCAACAGGUCUCGACCGCUGCGACCGAGGUCAAGCUCAAGCUGCAAAAGGCGCGCAAGGCCGUCAUGGCGCUACCCGACAUCGACCGCUCCAUUGAGGACCAGCAGGACGAAAUCCAGUUCCUCGAGGCGCGUAUUGCGAAGCUGAAAGCUGCGCUGCAGGAACUCGGAAAGCCAGCCCUGGAAGCAGAGGACGUUGAUCAGAGUAUGACGGGGUGA